This is a messenger RNA of Salmo salar (Atlantic salmon), 5497 nucleotides long. NCBI's taxonomy places the organism in Eukaryota, Metazoa, Chordata, Actinopteri, Salmoniformes, Salmonidae. The record is from RefSeq and is a predicted model, not a curated record.
CUGGAGAGACCAGACAUACAGCCACACAGCACAGAGAGAGUCUUCCUCAGUGUGUCCAACCACAUCUUCACUGUGAUCUUCAUAGCAGAGAUGACCGUUAAGGUGGUAGCCCAGGGGCUGUACUCAGGUGAAGCAGUCUAUCUGAAGAGCAGCUGGAACGUUCUGGAUGGAUUGUUGGUGUUUGUAUCUCUGCUGGACAUUCUGGUUUCCGUAGCGUCCGCCGGCGGUAACCGUAUCCUAGGAAUCCUCCGAGUACUGCGUCUCCUUCGAACCCUUCGACCACUCAGGGUGAUCAGUCGAGCCCCAGGGCUGAAGCUGGUCGUAGAGACUCUGAUCACAUCUCUGAGACCCAUCGGAAAUAUUGUCCUCAUCUGCUGCGGCUUCUUCAUCGUGUUCGGAAUACUGGGAGUACAGCUUUUCAAGGGUAAGUUCUUCCACUGUGAGGGCGUGGACGUGAGGAAUGUGACCAAUAGGACUGACUGUCUCCGUGCCGGCCACCGGUGGAUACGACGCAAAUACAACUUUGAUAACCUGGGACAGGCGUUGAUGUCUCUGUUUGUGCUGUCCUCUAAAGACGGGUGGGUCAGCAUCAUGUAUGACGGACUGGACGCCGUGGGGGUAGACCAGCAGCCAGUGAGGAACCACAACCCGUGGAUGCUCCUGUUCUUCAUCUCCUUCCUUCUCAUCGUCAGUUUCUUCGUCCUCAACAUGUUCGUGGGCGUCGUCGUGGAAAACUUCCACAAGUGUCGUCAGGACCAGGAAGAAGAGGAGGCCAAGGCCCGGGAGGAGAAGAGAGCCAAGAGAGCAGAGAAGAGGAGGAGGAAGGCCCAGGAACGUCCCUACUUUGCAGACUACUCCCCGGUGCGUCUCACCAUCCACACGUUGUGCACCAGCCACUACCUGGACCUCUUCAUCACCGUCAUCAUCGCUACCAACGUCCUCACCAUGAGCAUGGAGCAUUACAACCAGCCACAGUAUCUGGAGGAGGGGUUAAAGUAUUGUAACUACGUUUUCACUCUGGUGUUCGUCAUCGAGACGGUCCUCAAACUCAUCGCCUUCGGGCUGAGACGCUUCUUCAAGGAGAGGUGGAACCAGCUGGAUCUGUCCAUCGUGUUGUUGUCCGUAAUGGGCAUCACUCUGGAGGAGAUCGACCUGAACGCGUCGCUACCCAUCAACCCUACGAUCAUACGCAUCAUGAGAGUACUGAGGAUCGCCAGAGUGUUGAAGCUGUUGAAGAUGGCUACAGGGAUGAGAGCUCUCCUGGACACUGUAGUUCAGGCCCUGCCUCAGGUGGGGAAUCUGGGUCUCCUCUUCAUGUUGCUGUUCUUCAUCUACGCUGCGCUGGGAGUGGAGCUCUUUGGGAAACUGGAGUGUUCCGAGGAGAAUCCGUGUGAGGGUCUGAGUCGUCACGCUACGUUCCAGAACUUUGGCAUGGCGUUCCUCACCUUGUUCCGCGUUUCCACCGGUGACAACUGGAAUGGAAUUAUGAAGGACACGCUGCGGGACUGUCGUCCAGAAGACCGGUCCUGUCUGACCUACCUUCCUCUGAUUUCUCCGGUCUACUUCGUGACCUUCGUCCUGACGGCCCAGUUCGUGCUGGUCAACGUGGUGGUGGCGGUGUUGAUGAAACACUUGGAGGAGAGCAACAAGGAGGCGCAGGAAGAGGCAGAGGAGGAGGCCAAGGAGGAAGAGGCGCGUCAAGAGGAGGCCAGGCAAGAGGAGGCCAAGCAAGAGGAGGCGCGCCAGGAGGCCAGCCGUCCCCUUAGCAACGCCGAAGUGGGCGGGGUGGAAUCAUCUGGACAGGUUGUGGAAGAAGAGCGUUGUCGUGGUAGCCUGCUGACGGUGGGCCGGCCGUCUCUGUCUCGUAUGAUGUCUCUGCCCAGCGACAGCUACAUGCUCCGCCCCCUACAGUCCCUCGGACACACCCGCUACCCUCCCAUUGGCCACGACACCUACAAGGGAUGUGGUUUCUCAGGUUCUGUCUACUCCAUGGGCUCUAGCGGAGCAGGAUCCCUACUACAGGUCCCGGGGGCGUUACCAUCUGGAAGCCAUGCCUCCCUCAGCUCGAAGGGCUCCAGCUGCAGACCGACAGUCAGACUCAGCCCCUCCCACAGCGUAGACAGACACUCCGCCUCCGUGGGAAGACACACCCCCAGGAGGCCCGUCCACGUCGACGGCAGACGAGCGUCGUUUAUCCGUAGUUCUCACGACACACACAGUUACAGACUCAGCCCUGCUCAGAGCAUCGACGGAGACUCCUCCCGUUACCUCAAUAGACGGGCCUCUUAUCUACAUAGCCCCUCCCACAGCAUGGACAGUAGACACACCCCUUAUAUCCACAGCCCAUCCCACAGCAUGGACAGUAGACACACCCCUUAUUUCCACAGCCCCUCCCACAGCAUGGACAGUAGGCACACCCCUUAUAUCCACAGCCCCUCCCACAGCAUGGACAGUAGACACACCCCUCAUAUGGAUAGACACACCCCUUAUAUCCACAGCCCAUCCCACAGCAUGGACAGUAGACACACCCCUUAUAUACACAGCCCCUCCCACAGCAUAGACAGUAGACACACCCCUUAUAUCCACAGCCCCUCACAAGGCAUCAAUAGACACACCUCUCCUAACAAUAGACACACCUCUUAUAUGAGCAGCCCCUCCCACAGUAUAGACAGACGGGACUCUUAUAGGCUUAGCCCCUCCCACAGCAUAGACAGUAGACACACCCCUCAUAUGGAUAGACACACCCCUUAUAUCCACAGCCCCUCACAAGGCAUCAAUAGACACACCUCUUAUAUGAGUAGCCCCUCCCACAGUAUAGACAGACGGGACUGUUAUAGGCUUAGCCCCUCCCACAGCAUGGACAGACAGCCGGGACCCACUUCCUCCAUCAGUGUGAGGAGACAGCUGAGGAGACAGGAAGCGGUAUGUUGUGACUCUGAAGACCUGAGCUGCAGUUCCGCUGACGAUCUGCGUCUGAGCUCUGUCGACGGCACCCACCUCACCGUACCCAGCAUGCACCUCUGUCCGCUACCCAGCCUGCCCCCUGGUGGAAACACACACCUGGACCUACACCAGCCUUCCUCGCCUUCCCUCUCCCCCCGAAGACGUACCUCCAGCGCACACACACUCCGCCACACACACACCGUACACACACUGCGUCACACACACAGUCAGAGGGUUAUAUCGAUAAGAGAACACGGUAGGAGCCACAGUGAUAGUGGCCCCCAGACGACAGACAACCCGCAGACCCCGGGCUCCAGGCCCGUCUCUCUCUGCUUUGGAGGUUCCAGCCCAUCCCUCUCCUCCCCCUCCACUCCCCAGAGGCCUGAGAUACCCCAGACCCCGGGCCCCAGGCCCGUCUCUCUCUGCUCUGGAGGUUCCAGCCCAUCCCUCUCCUCCCCCUCCACUCCCCAGAGGCCUGAGAUACCCCAGACCCCGGGCCCCAGCUCCAGGCCCGUCUCUCUCUGCUCUGGAGGUUCCAGCCCAUCCCUCUCCUCCCCCUCCACUCCCCAGAGGCCUGAGAUACCCCAGACCCCGGGCCCCAGCUCCAGGCCCAUCUCUCUCUGCUCUGGAGGUCCCAGUCCGUCCCUCUCCUCUCCCUCCACUCCCCAGAGGCCUGAGAUACCCCAGACCCCGGGCCCCAGCUCCAGCUCCAGGCCCAUCUCUCUCUGCUCUGGAGGUCCCAGCCUGUCCCUCUCCUCCCCCUCCACUCCCCAGAGGCCUGAGACCCCCCAGACCCCGGGCCCCAGCUCCAGGCCCAUCUCUCUCUCCUCUGGAGGUCCCAGCCUGUCCCUCUCCUCCCCCUCCACUCCCCAGAGGCCUGAGACCCCCCAGACCCCGGGCCCCAGCUCCAGGCCCAUCUCUCUCUCCUCUGGAGGUCCCAGCCUGUCCCUCUCCUCCCCCUCCACUCCCCAGAGGCCUGAGACCCCCCAGACCCCGGGCCCCAGCUCCAGGCCCAUCUCUCUCUCCUCUGGAGGUCCCAGCCUGUCCCUCUCCUCCCCCUCCACUCCCCAGAGGCCUGAGAUACCCCAGACCCCGGGCCCCAGCUCCAGGCCCAUCUCUCUCUGCGCUGGAGGUCCCAACCUCUCCAUCUCUACUCCUUCUACUCCCCAGAGCCUUCAGACCAGCUUUGAUCCAAACCAGAUUCCCAGUUCCAGCCUUGUUCCAUUUCCCACGAUCCUCGGUUCCAGUCCCAACCGUAUCCCCACUUCCUUUCUAGAUGAGACAGAUGUUGAAAUCUGUUGCAUCACACGUCACUCGUCCAGCCCCCCGCACACUCCCCAUUCCCCUCACCCCUACCUGUCCCUCCACGCCUGCCUCUCAUUUGAAGAGGACCAGAGGAGCCGGUGUCUCACCGGCCAAUCGACGUCUCCCGUUCGAGAGUGGACCAGGAAGCAGAGGAUGAGCCCGCCUUGCAUCUCCGUAGCGCCACCUGCUGAAGCCCAGGUUUCCACGACGACCCGGUCGACGGACGGCAGCACGCACCUGAGGAGGCGGACCCUGUCGGUUGACUCCGCCUCUCAGAGAGACUCGUUGGACACGGACCCAGCGGAGACACGCCUUUCUGUCCCUUUUCUCCAAUUGGACUCUAGCUUUAUAAGAGUCACGGUGGAUUCUGACCAAUCGGGAUGCUCGUUGUUGACGGACAGCGAAUCGACAGUCGAGGGGGACGCGGAGGGGGAGGGGAGAGAAGUGGGAGGAGGAGCUCGGAACUCACAGUCUCUGCUGGGAUUGGUUCCCAACCCUCUCAGGAGGAGGAGCUUAGUGCGCAUGCUCAGCACACGGGAAGGAGAGGGGGAGGAGUCUCAACCCUGACCCCUGACCUUUGAGAAAUCGUUUUCCUUUUCUCCAACCCUAGAGAGACUCUGUGGCGACGCAGCAUGGUUUUAAUCCAGCCCUGUUGGAACGAGUCCUGAUUCAGCCAAUCAGCUUCUUGAUAAGGACAUCCCUAACCUAACUGAAUGAUAUGCAAAUAGGACCCGCCCACCUUCUCCCUCCCUCACCCACCGAUUGGUGGAAACUGUGAGCGGUUUGUCUGUUAGGAGAAAGUUAUGUGUCGUGACAUCGUACAGAAACCUGCCGUGAGUUUACCUUUAACUACGUCACCUUUAAUCACCUUUGACCCCUUUCACCCCCCGCCCCCCUGGCGACAGCCUCUCUCGUUAGCUGUCGGAGUGACGUCACGUUCCUUCCGGAAACACCCGGAAAGACUUUUCACGAAGAGGUUUAUUAUCACUAGAUCUAAAGACGUCACCUUUAACCUUGGACCUUCUUAAUCUGUUGUUUGUCUGUUACCUUCCUUAUUGUACAGCUUCUGUUAGGUCCUGUUUUAGUUCAGAACCUUCUCCUAUAUUGUUAAAUAUAUGGCUGGUUAUACGACUGUGGUUUACUGUAACUAACUAACUAACUGGCAGGUUAGGAACUCUGUCACUGUAACUUAGAACUACUCUCUCUCUCUCUCUCUCUCUCUCUCUCUCUCUCUCUCUCUCUCUCUCUC